Messenger RNA from Amaranthus tricolor (Joseph's coat), 2338 nucleotides. RefSeq lists its product as uncharacterized. The record is from RefSeq and is a predicted model, not a curated record. NCBI's taxonomy places the organism in Eukaryota, Viridiplantae, Streptophyta, Magnoliopsida, Caryophyllales, Amaranthaceae. The coding region runs from base 233 to 2158 and encodes 641 amino acids. The transcript has 8 exons.
AUAAAAAUCGAAUAAUAAUCUACAAUACUAAGUCCCGCUUUUUUAGUUUGGUUGCACAAUAAAAUAAUAGAUGAUGAACUAAAAUAAGAAAUUCAAUUCCAUACUCUGGUUUUUUGACAUUUUUUCAUUUCAACUAUUUUCGUGGCAUCCAUUUUCCAUCUUCUUUUUUCUUAUUUUCAGAUGAUCAAAAUUAAUUAAGAAGGAUUCAUGAUUGUGUACAAGAAGGUUAGAAAUGGAUUGUGAUGUUACCGAUCUCUACCCCUUAACAAGUCUCCAAAUUGGGGAUGUGCAAUCAUAUCUUUCACAAGCAUACCUGUUUUUUGCAAUCUAUAGCCAUAAGUUCUUGAUUCUAGUUGAUAACCAUUCAUGGCGAAUGCAUAACAACCACUCGAAAUCCACCCAUCUAAGAGAGUUGUUCGCCACCAAGUACAGGACAUCACCCUUCAAAAAUUCAAGGGCCUUGUUGAGACGGGUUAGUGCAAGAUACAAAGACAACUCUAUUUCUUCAAAUGAUGAGAGGAAGAAGUUGUACAGAUGGGUGUCUGUUGUCAAUUCUCAGAGAUGGAGAGCUAAAGCUUUCUUUUCUUUGGUGGAUUUACAUGUAGCAUUGCAUGGCUUCAUUGUGUUCGAAGUUCGUUGGGAGGAUAUACGCGGCAUCAAUUACAUCAGUGAGCUUCAGACAGAUAUAUCAAUGGCUUUUGAAGUGAAAUCAAUGAGGAAAUGGGAUUUUCACAGCAUUGAUCAAGCUUUUACUUGUAUUGAAUCAUGGUUCUCAGGAUCGCGAUCAGAGAAAGUAUCACUUUCGAAAAGUCUAAUGAUUCUCAACGAUAAAGUUCCUUCACAAUCUCCUCGUAAAGUUAAAAUCUCUUUCAAGGAUCUCGUAGAAAAUGGGAAGCACACUAAGAGUUCUUCCAUUGAUGAUCUAGAUCUCAAAGAAUGCAAUCAACAUUCGAGUGAUCCUUCAAAGACACCGAGAAAAUUACAGGAAAGCGACUUAGAAUCUGUGCAUUAUAAGCACACCCUACUCAAAUUCUACUUUGAUGACAGAGACCUUCCUUUUACAUUCAAAAGGAUAAUAACAUCGGAUCUAAAACUUCUGACUUUGCUCGAAACGGGUCUUCCUUCAUGGGUUAUCUUCCUUCAAUCAUACCCUUUAUUUUGCAGCGUUUAUCGACCAUGGAUGCGGCCUCUAGUAAGAAUGCUUUAUGUACUGAUAUCUCUAGUUACCUGUGUCAUUGGUUUUUAUGAUCUCUAUAAGAAUGUUCCAUUGUUGAAAGACACUGCAUCACACAUUUGUGGGCCAUUAAUCGAUUGGAUAGAGGAUUGGGAUAUGAUUUCUCGAGUCAGAUAUCUUGGAACGAUGUUGUUCAUUCAAAAUUUCGAGAAAGCAAUGCGAUGGUCUCUCAAAAUUGGUCGAGUUUUGAAAUUGAUGUUGUUGAUAUUAACAAAACCGUUGAUGGAACCCCUUCAAGACCUAAUGGAAUUCACUUCACCUGUAUGGGUUCUGUUCUGUGAAGUAGGAUUGGAUUUGUACAGGAGCGUCUCAUUUGUUUUGGUGUUUAUAUCGGACUUAUUUCUUAACCUACUUGAGCUUCUAUUCUCGCCGUUCCAGCUUCUGUACUCGUACAUAUCAACUAUAGUUUCAUUCUUUAGCCCUAUCUUUGCUUCCCUUUGGGAACUUUGUCGCGUUCCAUUGCAGAUCUGUUCUUCCAGUGCAGUCUCUUUCUGCUGUAGGAUGUACGAGGUUUUCCAAACGAUGGUGAUGCUCACAGUGAACAGGGUUGUGGAGGUCAGUAAUAUGGCUACAAAAUUAUCAAAAGCGAAGCCAACUACGACAGAAGUUUUUAAGUGGAAUUCUCUCUUGAAAGACCUAUUUUCAAAGGUGUUCCGCUCUCUCAGGAGUAUCUCAUAUGGGUUGAUUGUGUUCUUGGAUACGUGCAAUCGCCAUAGACUAAGCACCUCCAACUACCUCAACGAGUUCAUGAGCCGCAUGUCUGAACUACUAUCACCAGGAUUAGAAGCUUCUUCACAAGCCCCUCCACCAUUAGAAGUUUCUAAAGAAGCACUUCCAUCAUUGAGCUUGGAGAAUUCUCAUCAAAUACUUCCCGAGGAAAAUUGUCUGCAGCACAUUUCGCACAAUCAAGAACAUCUUGAUUGAACAGCAAGUAUCAGGCGCCAACCCGCCUGCCGUGUCACGAGUAAUGUAUCAAAUGUCCUAAUGACAAAUACAAUUUCUUUGGUGUGAACAGGCACAAAUUCUGUUUUUAUGGUUGCACAGUUGUAGUAGACUUGUAGUUGGUAUCUCCUAAGGAAUUCUGUAACUAUUACUUCAAGUUAG